Molecule: messenger RNA, 1254 nt
Organism: Auanema sp. JU1783
Lineage: Eukaryota; Metazoa; Nematoda; Chromadorea; Rhabditida; Rhabditidae
Source: the annotation of a GenBank genome assembly
AUGUUGACAAAUGAUUUUUUUUUGGGUUUUAUAAUAUCUUGGCAGACGAUAUGUGGUAAAGCUUGCUUUCUGAGUACCACACAUUAUUUUUUGAAAGCGUACCAAAGUUGUCCAAUUGAGGAGUGCACUCAAUGGUUUUCUAGAACGAAAGAUUACGAAUAUCUAGUUGAAUCUUCAUCUGAACGCUACUGUCAAGUUUUACAAACAUAUAUCAAGUGUCUGAAUGACAGUAUUCCUUUCUGUCGAGGGCAUUUGAAGUUUCAUUCAAUUGAAUACCUUAUGAAAAAGCAGUGGAAUGAGCUGAACUGCUCUAAAGUUCAGCUUCAAUCUGCAGCAGAGAGCUAUCAUAACAGAUGUCAUUUUUUACCCGCACCAGCGCAGAGAAACAUUCGUUAUUGCUCCGUGUACGGUCAACUACAUGUCCGUAAAUUUGAUGGCUUCUGGAGCUCUUGCACCAAUCCUGGCGCUUUGGCAGUCACUGACAAUCGGUAUUUUAUUGUUCAAAUCACGGACUCUCGUUCCAACAAUCAACAAUAUCUCUCCCAUAUAACUCAGGUAACAGUCAUUCUGCGGCCUCAUAACUGCACAUUAUCAAAGCAAUUAACUUACUCAACCUCAUUGGAGGAUACUAAUCUUCCAAUUUCUUUUAUGAGCGGAGUUACAUCUGUCAACGUGGAUGGAAACCGUAGAGCUAUAGAAGUUUUACGCCAAUCAGUAGAUUAUAUCGAGUUAAACUUGAGAUAUAUUGAUUCUUCUAUUCAUAUAAGGAGAAGAGGAAAUUAUAUGAGUGUAUCUGUUCGUUCACCACAGUUUGUAUUGCAAUCGUCUUCGUCUACUUCUUCACAACUUUGCUUAUCUGGAUGUCAUCCAAGCUUUGUAAGCCCAUUGAAAUCAAUGAUUUCCAUGCCUGAAGAGUUUAGUACUUGUCAAGAAAUCCCAUUGAAGAUUUCAAAAUCUGCAGCUUUAGAACGAUGUCAAAGAAAAAACUUGACAGAUUCAUUCUUAGAUACUUGUAUAUAUGAUGUUUUGUUGACAGAUAACGAAGACAUUUUAUCGCUUACAUAUGAUGUUCAGCAAGAUUUUAAAAGAGUUUUCCCACUUCAUUAUCAUUACACAACCGGGCGACAGCAUAUUCUUCACGAGAAUUAUACUGAAAACUUUGGAGGCAAUUGUAUUCUAUUACAGAAAAGUUCCUGUACUUUGCAAAUUUCACUUUUUUUACUCAUAUUCUUUUAUCAUAUCUCGAUCUCAUGA